GUUGGAUCUCAACAGCUUCCUGGAGGACAAGGGAGGCAACCCAGAACUCAUUCGCGAGUCUCAGCGACGUCGACAUGCGCCUGAAGAAGCCGUUGACGAAGUCAUUGCUCUGCAGAAGGAAUGGCUGGCUGUACGAUUUGAGCUCGACCGGCUCAACGAAGAUAUGAACAAGAACCAAAAGGAAAUCGGCCUCAAGAUGCGUGCAAAGGAAGAUGCAAGCGCGUUACUCACCAAGAAGCAAGAGUUCGAAGUGCGUAAGGCGCAGCUGAUUGCAGAUGAAGCUGCACGGGAUAAAGCACUCAGGCGUAAAGCCGUCACUAUUGGCAAUUUGGUCCACGACAGUGUGCCGAUCAGCAAUGAUGAGGAGAACAAUGAGAUUGUGCGUACCUAUGCACCGCAAGACUCCCACAUUGAGGUAGAAACGCAGGCGGGCGAGGACAAGGUGACCAAGUCCAUUGAUAUCACGGUGGAGAAGAAGACCUGCCUGUCGCAUCACGAAGUCCUUGUGCGUAUUGAUGGCUACGAUCCAGAACGUGGCGUCAAGGUUGUGGGACACAGAGGAUAUUUCCUGCGUCAGUAUGGCGUCUUCCUCAACCAGGCACUCAUCAACUACGGUCUACACUUCUUGUCUGACCGUGGCUACAUUGCACUACAAACACCUCAGAUGAUGAACAAGGAUGUCAUGGCCAAGACUGCUCAGCUCGAGCAGUUCGAUGAGGAGUUGUAUAAAGUGGUUGAUGGCGACGAUGAAAAAUAUCUGAUUGCCACGUCUGAGCAGCCCAUCUCUGCAUUUCACUCUAACGAAUGGAUGGACACCACGAGCGCACUACCCAUCAAAUACGCUGGCUUCUCGUCUUGCUACCGCCGCGAAGCAGGCUCUCAUGGAAAAGACGCUUGGGGCAUCUUCCGUGUCCACACGUUUGAAAAGAUUGAACAAUUCGUGCUGACGGCACCCGACAAGUCCUGGGAGAUGUUCGAUGAGAUGAUUGGACACAGUGAGGCCUUUUACCAAUCUCUCAAGCUGCCGUAUCGCGUGGUUGCUAUCGUCUCUGGUGCACUCAACAAUGCCGCAGCGAAAAAGUAUGAUCUCGAAGCAUGGUUCCCCUUCCAGGGCGAGUACAAGGAGCUUGUGUCUUGCUCAAAUUGUACCGACUACCAGUCUCGCCGAUUGGAAAUCCGAUUCGGUGCAAAGAAGCAAGGUGAGCGAGAGAAGAAGUACGUGCACUGUCUCAACUCAACGCUGUGCGCUACAGAGCGUGCAUUGUGCUGCAUCCUUGAGAAUUACCAAACACCAGACGGCGUGAUUGUGCCAGAAGUGCUGCGGCCGUACAUGGGAGGCAAGACAUUCCUUCCCUACACGAAACCGUUGCCAAAGAACUCGACAAGCACAAAGUGGAAGUAGCCUGUUUCCCAUAGCAUAAAUGUGAC
Molecule: messenger RNA, 1428 nt
Organism: Protomyces lactucae-debilis
Lineage: Eukaryota; Fungi; Ascomycota; Taphrinomycetes; Taphrinales; Protomycetaceae
Exons: 2
Coding region: 164-1402 (412 amino acids)
Biological process (GO): seryl-tRNA aminoacylation
Cellular component (GO): cytosol
Molecular function (GO): tRNA binding; ATP binding; serine-tRNA ligase activity
Source: RefSeq, a predicted model, not a curated record